AUGAAUUUUUCGAAAAUUUUCUUUGAAGUGAAUGUAAUCCUUGGUUGUACCUUAGUAAGUAAUACAUCACAGAUAAAUUUAGAAGAAGAUGAUGAAAUUAAAGAAAUGUUAAAGGAGUAUGUAAAAUCAAAGAAUUUCUUGAAAAAGAAUGUACCUUUGGUUAUAAGAUUGCUUGAAUCUAAUUACAGUUAUGCAUCUAAAGAUGAAAUUAAUUCAAUAGUAAGACAAUUAAAUAUUAAUUUUAAGAAAAAACAAAUUAAUAGUAAAGAUCAUUUAGAUAAAGAAAGUUGUAUUAAAGAUUUUAAUGAGUAUAUUCGUACUACAUAUGACAAAAUGUUUUUAAAUUUUGGUGAAUUGAUAGUUAAAAAAGUUAAAAGCAGUGGUAAAGUUAAAAAUAAUCCAAAGUGUUUAUCAUAUAUACCCAGGUUUUGUAUUGAUAAUUUUAUAAACUCGUUAAAGAAAAAUCAAUGUGAUAUUAAACUUAAUAAUGAUGAAUCUCUAUUAGAAAUUUAUAUGGAUUUUUUGUCAAUGUAUAAAUUUUAUAAAGACGUAAUUAGUUCCUAUGAAAAGUUAAGAUUUCUUAUUGUUCUAAUAAUUAAAGUUAAACAAAGAAUGUUAAACUCUCAUGUUUUUAAAAAUAAAAAUAUGUUUUAUUCAUUUAAAUUUGAUGGAAUAUACUCUCCUGAGAUAAAAGAAUAUUUAUGUGAGGAAGUUUUAUCUUAUAUUUUAAGAAUGAACAUUGAAAAAAAAUGA
Hepatospora eriocheir is the source of this 753-nucleotide messenger RNA. The record is from the annotation of a GenBank genome assembly. Lineage: Eukaryota; Fungi; Microsporidia; Hepatosporidae.